AAGAUUUAAUAAAUCUUCAUAAUGAAUAUCACGAAGAAUUUGAAAAUGCUUUGAAUACCGAGCAUGCGGCUAUCUGGGAUGGAAUUGCAAUAGAAAUAAAUAAUCAUCAUCCAGCUCAAGUUACUGGCAGACAAUACUAA
Messenger RNA from Funneliformis geosporum, 140 nucleotides. NCBI's taxonomy places the organism in Eukaryota, Fungi, Glomeromycota, Glomeromycetes, Glomerales, Glomeraceae. The record is from the annotation of a GenBank genome assembly.